Molecule: messenger RNA, 4868 nt
Organism: Aspergillus alliaceus
Lineage: Eukaryota; Fungi; Ascomycota; Eurotiomycetes; Eurotiales; Aspergillaceae
Product: cleavage/polyadenylation factor CFT1
Exons: 8
Coding region: 234-4478 (1414 amino acids)
Cellular component (GO): mRNA cleavage and polyadenylation specificity factor complex; nucleus
Molecular function (GO): nucleic acid binding; protein binding
Source: RefSeq, a predicted model, not a curated record
GCUGCACCAAGCAGCUUCGCUUGUUAUUCAAAAAGAAAAUUUUUGGAAUAAGAUCAUCAAGCAGCGAAUAAACUUGACAUUCUCAACUUUUGUUAUCUUAACCUUUCUAUUCACUUAAACAAUGCUCACUCUUUCUUAAGCCAGCUAAAAUCCAGGUACAGUUUGUGCAUAAACAGGGAGAAUCAAAUCAAAUCAGGAUAUUUGAACGUUCUUCAUUCUAUUCUCAUACCCAAAUGCAAUGCUAUACUGAACUGCUGCCCCCUAGUGGGGUUACUCAGUCAUUGGCACUUCCUUUUAUUUCCGAAUCAGCGAACAAUUUGGUGGUUGCUAGAACAUCUCUUCUUCAGAUAUUUUCUCUACUUAAUGUUGUUCCUCGACCUGAAGGGACUGAAGAACAGGGAGCUACCAAAUUGAUCUUGGAGAGGGAAUAUAUCCUUCCAGGGACGGUAACAGAUCUCUGUCGAGUCAAACUCUUAAACACCAAGAGUGGCGGGGAAGCCAUUUUGCUUGCCUUCCGGAAUGCGAAGCUUAGUUUGAUCGAAUGGGACCCGGAGCGUUAUGGCAUCUCUACAGUUUCUAUUCAUUAUUAUGAGCGGGAUGAUUCGACCAGUAGUCCGUGGGUGCCUGAUUUGAGCAGUUGUGGCAGCAUUCUUAGUGUGGACCCCAGCAGUAGAUGUGCGGUUUUCAAUUUCGGGAUCCGAAACCUCGCUAUCCUUCCGUUCCAUCAGCCAGGUGAUGACCUGGUCAUGGAUGAUUAUAGCUCCGAACUGGACGAGGAGAGACUUGCCUGUCAUGGACUGGAAAAUGGUGCCAAUCCCGAUAUGUCCAAAGAAGGCAUAGUUCAUCAAACGCCGUAUGCUUCUUCUUUUGUCCUACCGUUGGCUGCGUUAGAUCCAUCAAUACUGCACCCCAUAAGUCUCGCUUUUCUAUAUGAAUACAGGGAGCCCACAUUUGGUAUCUUGUACUCGCAGGUUGCUACGUCAAAUGCGCUUCUUCAUGAGAGGAAAGAUGUUGUUUUUUAUACUGUUUUCACACUGGAUCUAGAACAACGAGCAUCGACGACUUUGCUUUCGGUGUCUAGACUGCCCAGUGACUUGUUUAAAGUGGUAGCCCUUCCGCCUCCUGUUGGAGGUGCUCUUCUUAUCGGCUCUAAUGAACUUGUUCACGUUGACCAGGCAGGCAAAACCAACGCAGUGGGCGUCAAUGAGUUCUCUAGGCAAGUUUCGUCGUUUUCAAUGACAGACCAAUCGGACCUAGCACUUCGUCUUGAAGGUUGUGUUGUUGAGCGCCUUUCUGAAAGCAAUGGAGACCUACUUUUGGUUACCUCCGCAGGCGACAUGGUCCUUGUGAGAUUUAAGCUAGACGGCAGGUCAGUGUCGGGCAUCUCCAUUCACCCUGUGCCUUCUCAUGCUGGGGGAGACAUCAUGAAAUCUGCUGCGUCGUCGUCGGCUUUCCUUGGUGAUAGGAGAGUCUUUCUGGGGAGUGAGGAUGCCGAUUCAAUACUUUUGGGCUGGUCCAUCCCAUCCUCAGGCAAUAAGAAGCUUCGACCUCAGGCAAGACAUAUUGAGGAAGAUUCUGGAGAAUUUUCGGAUGAAGAACAGAGUGAAGAUGAUGCUUACGAAGAUGACCUUUAUACUACGGCGUCGGACCUUGUUGUAGAUGGCCGCCGCUCAUCCGCAGAGUCAUCUGGCUUCGGUCUGUACAAUUUUCGGAAAGACGAUAGACUUUUGAAUAUCGGACCUCUAAAGGACAUUACUUUCGGCAGGUCUUCUGUAAGCCAUGGGGGGGAGGACCUUACCGGAAAUGGCUCCCCCGAGUUGGAACUGGUAGCUUCACAGGGCUCGGAUGGAAGCGGCGGGCUGGUUGUGAUGAAGCGCGAGCUCGAGCCUCAAGUGCUUGCUUCUAUGAAAAUAGGUUCGGUUCGCUGUGCCUGGACAGCAUCUGUAGCUUAUAGGGGAGAAACCGUACCCAAGACCGCCGCACAAUCGGAAGAGCAAGAAUGCCAUCAUUAUGUUAUCGUGUCAAAAACGAGUGCUGAUAAAGAACAAUCUGAAGUCUUUCGGGUGGAGGGGCAAGAAUUGAGGCGCUUCAAAGCCCCUGAAUUCAAUCCAAACGAAGACUUAACGAUUGAUAUUGGGGUAUUAACAAGCAAAAAUCGAGUGGUCCAGAUUUUGGGAAAUGAAGUCCGAAGCUACGAUGCUGGCCUGGGCUUGUCUCAGAUCUAUCCUGUAUGGGACGAAGAUACUAGCGAUGAACGGAUGGCCGUCACUACUAGUCUUGCGGAUCCUUACCUAGCAAUACUACGAGAUGAUUCAACAUUGCUGCUUCUCCAAGCAGAUGAUAGCGGAGACCUCGAUGAAGUCGAAUUGAAUAAGCAUAUUGCAACAUCCAAUUGGUUAUCGUGCUGCUUGUAUUUCGACAAAACCGGAAUUUUCUCAUCCACCAGUGAAACCUCGGGUGAAGCGACACUAAGAGGCAUGACCCUAUUUCUAAUGAGCCAAGAUUGCCGUUUGUUUAUUUAUCGACUUCCCGACCAGAAACUGUUAACAAUACUUGAAGGUGUCGAUUGUUUGCCGCCCAUUUUAUCGAGCGAGCUUCCGAAGCGGUCAACUGCGCGUGAGACUUUGACAGAAGCUGUUGUUGCUGACCUCGGAGACGCUUGGAGCAGUUCUCCGUAUUUAAUUAUACGGAGCAGGCAUGAUGAUCUUGCGGUAUACAGACCUUUCAUCUCGACUACAAAGUCAGAAAAGGGAUCUCACGCUAGCCUAAACUUUCUUAAAGAAACAAAUUCUGUUCUGCCAAAGAUAAGACCUAGCUCCGACGGCCAGCCGUCAAACGAGGAGUUAGGGAGGACUACGCCGCUACGUAUAAUAUCCAAUGUUUUGGGACUUAGCGCGGUAUUUAUGGCAGGUGCUUCAGCGGGCUACCUAAUCAAAACUUCAACAAGCUCACCACAUUUUGUGCGCCUGAGGGGAGGAUUCACGCAAUAUGUUGGCAACUUGGACACUUUUGAAGGUGGUCAAGGCCUUAUCUUCCUAGAUUCAAAGGAUAUUGUACGUUUGUGUCGAGUGUCUCAUGAUACCCAGUUUCACUAUUCGUGGACAAUACAACAAGUACCUAUUGGAGAGCAAGUCGAUCACCUAGCUUACUCUUCGUCAUCUGGCAUGUACGUCCUGGGAACUAGUCAUAGGACAGAAUUCAAACUACCUGACGAUGAUGAGUUACAUCCUGAAUGGCGUAACGAAAUGACUACCUUCUUCCCCGAAGUUCAGCGAAGCUCUUUAAAAAUCGUGAACCCAAGGACAUGGUCUGUUAUUGAUAGCUAUCUAUUGGGCCCUGCCGAGCAUGUGAUGGCGGUGAAAAACAUGAGUCUUGAGGUCUCUGAGAACACUCAUGAGCGUAAGGAUAUGAUCGUUGUCGGAACAGCAUUUGCAAGGGGUGAAGAUGUUGCUUCACGCGGUUGUGUGUACGUCUUUGAAGUCAUCAAGGUGGUCCCGGAUCCUGAAAAGCCGGAGACAAGCCGUAAAUUGAGACUUGUAGGCAAAGAGCCGGUAAAAGGCGCUGUAACCGCAUUGUCCGAAAUCGGUGGCCAGGGCUUUCUGAUUGUCGCACAGGGACAGAAAUGUAUUGUCAGAGGUCUCAAGGAAGAUGGUAGCCUCCUCCCUGUUGCUUUCAUGGAUGUACAAUGCUAUGUCAGCGUGGUGAAGGAGCUAAAGGGCACUGGAAUGUGCAUCAUCGCCGAUGCUGUGAAAGGACUUUGGUUUGCGGGCUACUCAGUAAGUUUUUGCUCACUUAAUUCGCGAGACAACGUGACCAAGGGGCAAUAUCUAAUAACCUUGCGUCUCCAGGAAGAGCCGUAUAAAAUGAGUCUCUUCGCAAAGGACCUAGAUUACCUUGAAGUCUUGGCGGCAGAUUUCCUUCCCGAUGACAACAAAUUGUUCAUUCUCGCUGCGGACAGUGACUGCAAUCUCCACGUCCUCCAAUAUGACCCUGAAGAUCCGAAAUCAUCCAAUGGUGACAGGCUGCUAAGCCGUAGUAAGUUCCAUACAGGCAAUUUCACCUCGACGUUAACGCUGUUGCCGCGUACUAUGGUCUCUUCCGAGCGAAUUAUCUCUGAUGUUGAUACGAUGGACGUCGGCAUCCAAGUCCCGCGCCACCAGGUUCUCAUCACUUCUCAGAAUGGAUCUGUUGGUCUCGUUACAUGCGUUUCUGAAGAGUCCUACCGUCGACUGUCCGCCUUACAGUCUCAGCUGACAAAUACCAUUGAACACCCCUGUGGUCUCAAUCCUCGAGCUUUCCGGGCAGUCGAAAGCGACGGUACAGCAGGCAGGGGAAUGCUUGACGGAAAGCUUCUCUCCCAAUGGAUGGAUAUGGGCAAGCAACGUAGAAUGGAAAUAGCCGGUCGGGUUGGCGCAAAUGAAUGGGAAAUCAAGGCUGAUCUUGAGGCUGUCAGCGGUGCAGGACUUGGGUACCUGUAAUGGUCAUCAAUCUCGAAUGUGAAGGGCUUCAGACCGUCUGGCAUAGUGCACCAAAGCCAGAAACCUAAUUUCAGGCAAGAACCCUGCACUGGGGUUAUAAUCGUGUUAUGUCUACAUCUUUUUAGCGUGUUCGAGGAUUGCCUUAGCGCGAGACAAGACUCAUCCAGUGGUACUCCGAUGCUCCUCUUUCUUAUUGUAUAUUGUAUUAACCAUUAAUAGGAAAAUGAAAGACUUAAUAAGACGAUGAUGGUUAGAAUCUAUCACAUCGCUUAGCGAUAGCUCGUCACAAUUUCAUUUUUCUCUAUGUAGGAUUAAUAAGUUUAAUUUUGAAGAUAUUUCGCGACCAACAAGUGUGCUUGAUUUGAAAAUAAUAUACUUUGUCAGUCCAAA